Molecule: messenger RNA, 3477 nt
Organism: Micromonas commoda
Lineage: Eukaryota; Viridiplantae; Chlorophyta; Mamiellophyceae; Mamiellales; Mamiellaceae
Exons: 1
Coding region: 1-3477 (1158 amino acids)
Source: RefSeq, a predicted model, not a curated record
AUGGCUGACGAGGCGUGGCUGUCCGGAGGGGAUCUGCUGGACCUCGGCUCGGGAGACGCGCCCGCGUCCGUCGCCGCCGCGCCGGCGCCGCUCGUCGUGUCCCCGCUAAACGACAUCACGAAGAUGGCCAACCUCAAGCCGGUGCGAACCGCGGUCCCGCCGGGGUCCGCGCUCCACCGAACGCUGAGCAUCGAGUCCUCCGGGAAGGCCUCGACGGUUUCCGACGGUCCCUUCCCAUUCGCGCCGUCGCCCGUCGCGUCCAAGCCCUCCGCGGCGGCCAAGUUCACGCCGAGCGCGACGAAGAUGACGACAUCGUCCGUCGCCGCACCCGUUGCACCCGUCGCCGCCGCGCCGUCGCCCGUGUUCAAACCCCCAUCGAGGGUCAUCGCGCCGGCCCCGUCGCCGGGGCCCGAACCCUCCCCCAUCGCCGUCGCGCCGUCGCCCGUGUUCAAACCCCCGGGAGCCGGCUCUCGGUUCGCCCCCAGCGGCGGCGCGACGUUCAAGACGGCGGCGACGCCCGAGUCGCGCGCCAAGCCGCGAGGAGGCGCGUCGUCGUCGUCGGCGGCGAGGCACAACAGGCGCAAGUCGCUCGGGCUGGACGCGUUUUCGUGCUUCGAGGCGGGCGGCGGACUGGACGACCUGGACCUCGCGGGUGGCGGGGCGUUGGACCUGGACGAUCCGACCGCGGAUUUUGUCUUUGUCCCGGCGAUGACGCCCAAGGGGAAGGGCGCGAGGGCGGCGGCGGCGUUCGCGCCGUCGCCGGUGAGGGAGGAGCCCGAGGAGGAGGACCAACCCGUUGAGGCGGCGGCGGCGGCGGCGGCGGAGGAGGAGGAGGAGGAGGCGAUGGAGAUGAAGAAGGCGGAGAUGAAGACGGAGGAGGCGCCGAUGCCCGCCUUCGAGUUGUCGCCGAUCGUCACGGUCGAGCCCGAGCCCGCGAUGCCCGAGCCCGCGAUGCCCGAGCCCGCGAUGCCCGCCGCCGCCGCGGACGACGAUUUUGAGCGCAAGCUCCUCGCCGCCAUGGCCGCGGCUGAGCGGGGCGGCGGUUUGUCCGCGCUGGGCGGAGGAGUCGCCAACACGCCUCCGGGCGCGGUCAAGACGUACCCCGCCGCGGUGGAUCCCGAGCCGUCGCCCAUCGCCGAGCCGGAACCGGAACCGGAGUCGGCGCCGGAGCCCGCGCCGGAAAACGCAGCCGCGGAGGAGGUCGAGGCGGCGGCGCCGGCGGCUCCAGUCGACGACGAAUUCGAGCGCAAGCUCCUCGCUGCCAUGGCCGCGGCUGAACAGGGGGGUGGCUUGUCCGCGCUGGGCGGAGGAGUCGCCAACACGCCCCCGGGCGCGGUCAAGACGUACCCCGCCUCGGCUGAAAGCCCCGCGGGGGAGGAGGCGAUUAAAGAGCCGACGCCGGUGAAGGAUCCGACGCCGGUGAAGGCUCCGACGCCGGUGAAGGCCCCGACGCCGGUGAAGGCCCCGACGCCUGUGAAGGCCCCGACGCCUGUGAAGGCCCCGACGCCGCCUCCCCCCGCGGUUGACGACGAGUUUGAGCGCAAGCUCCUCGCCGCCAUGGCCGCGGCUGAGCAGGGCGGCGGGCUCGGCGCGUUGGGAGGCGGGGUGCAGAACUCGCCCCCGGGCACGGCGCGGGCGCCAGUGCAGAACUCACCGGCGCCAGUCGCGGCCGCGGAGCCCGAGCCCGAGCCCGAGUCCGAGUCCGAGCCCGAGGCGGCCGACGAAGAUCGAGCGAUCGAGGAAGUCGGCGAGGAGGAUGAGACGGUGGUGGUUUCUUGCGAAGACGAUACCGUGGUCCUCGAAGGUGAGGCGGCGCCGGAGCCCGAGGAGGAGGAUCACGAGCCCGUGUCCGCGAUGAAGGGUGACAUGACCAUGAUGGACGUGUCGAUGAUGGACGUGGACGGCGGCGCGACGCCCGCUCCGCCGCCGCCGCCCGCCGCCGCUCCCCCCGCGGUUAACGACGAGUUUGAGCGCAAGCUCCUCGCCGCCAUGGCCGCGGCUGAGCAGGGCGGCGGGCUCGGCGCGUUGGGAGGCGGGGUGCAGAACUCGCCCCCGGGCACGGCGCGGGCGCCAGUGCAGAACUCACCGGCGCCAGUCGCGGCCGCGGAGCCGUUACAGCCGUUACAGCCAGAGCCGGAGUCCGAGCCCGCGGCGGUCGACGCCGAGGAGGAAGUAUUCAACGAUAUUCCGUGCUUCGAGACCAACAAGAUGAAGCGCCACCGCGUCGCCGAGCUUCGCGAGGCGUGCGUGCGCCGCGGCUUGAGCGACGACGGCAAGAAAGACGAGCUCAUCGAGCGACUUCAGCGGUGGAACGACGCCGCGGCAAAGGCGGCGGCGCCCGCGAAGGAGGAUCACGAGGAUGAGCCCGAGGAGGAGACACACGAUCCGAUGUCCGCGAUGAAGGGAGACGUGUCCAUGAUGGACGCGUCGAUGAUGGACGCUGACGAGCCGCCCGAGGAGCCGUUACAGCCGUUACAUCCGGAGGAGACCCCGGCGAAGAGGACGCCGGGGCGACCCCCGCGACCGUCGGCCAGCGCCAAGAAGACCCGAACGUCCCCGGAGCGGGAAGCGGAGCCGUUACAGCCGUCACAGCCGUUACAGCCGGCGGCGGCUUUCCCUCCUCCUCCCCCCCCGCCGCCGACCAUCCUCGCGGCGGCGGCGGCGGCGGCGGCGGCGGCGGCGGCUCCCCCGCCUCCGCCCCUGCCCCCCGCGCAGUGGAUGAGGAGGGUGACGACGACGACGACGGCGGCGCCCGCGCCGGCGCCCGUGGCGGUACCCGUCGCGCCCGUGGCGGCGCCCGCGCCCGCGCCCGUGGUGGCGGCGCCCGCGCCCGUGGCGGCGGCGCCGUUCGCGCGAGCUUCCGCGUCGGUUUCCCAUUCGCACGCGUCGCCGCCGGCUGCGCCGGCGGCGCGCCGACCCGUGCCCGUCGUCGACUUUGGGUGCUCCCCCGUCGUCAAGGCGGCGCCGGUGUCGAGGAUCCCCAAGCCGCCGGCGCCGGUGCAUCACGUCGCGCCGAUGCAUCACGUCGCGGAGCCGUUACAGCCGUUACAGCCGGCGCGCCGCGCGAAGUCGUCGGAGCGACCCGCGUGGGUGACGGACGCGACCGAGCCGGCGCCGGUUCGCGUCGCGACUGAGCCGGUGCCGGUUCACGUCGCGCCGGUUCAGGUCGCGACCGAGCCGGUUCACGUCGCGCCGGUUCACGUCGCGCGCGUCGCCCACCCCCCCGGCGCGACGACGAACGAUGCCCCCGUCGCGGACGAUUUCGAGGCGAGGCUCGCGGCGGCGAUGGCGGCGGCGGAGGCUGGCGGAGGGCUCGCCGCCGCCAUCGCCGGCGGCGGCGGCGGGGUGAUGAACUCGCCGCUCGGCGGACGCGGCGGCGGUCGCGUGGACCUGAAGGCGGAGGCGAGGAGGCUGGGGAUGACCGCGGCGCAGUUGCGACACGAGGGGAUGCACCAGUGCGACUCGCCGUUGAGGUAG